GUUAUUUUGGAAUUAGGGGUUUCGUAUUUUUGUUAUUCUUUCUCUAACCUUGAACGAUUUACCGCCGCGCCGGAGAAGAAGAAGGAUCCGUGUCGCAUCGCCAUGUCUCAGGUUGAUAACAGAAAUUCCUCAGCUGCUAAGCGUGCUAGGACUGAUGGUAGUCGUAGGGAAGACGAUUGGACAUGCCCUAGCUGUGGCAAUGUCAAUUUCUCUUUCAGGACAACUUGUAACAUGCGUAAUUGCACUCAACCGAGGCCCGCUGAUCAUAAUUCGAAAUCUGCUGCCAAGCCUCUCCAAGUUCCACAGGGCUAUUCAUCCUCAGCUCCUUACAUAGGUUCUAAUACUCCCUCUUCAAUUUAUCUUGGUGUUCCACCAUACGGGUCUUCUCUGUUCAAUGGGUCGUCCAUUCCUCCCUAUGAAGUUCCAUUUUCUGGAGGAUCAGCAUAUCACUACAAUUAUGGUAGUCGUCUUUCUGCUGGCAGUCCUUAUAGACCGUUGCACUUAUCUGGACCUACACCUUACACCAGUGGAUCAAUGAUCGGAAAUGCAGGUGGGAUCUAUGGCAUGCCCCAACUGUUGGAUCGGUAUGGCCUGGGUGUGCCUAUUGGCCCUGGGACAAUGGGUGCUAGGCCAGGAUUUUUUCGUGAUGACAAGUCUCAGAAAAAAGAUGCAACUCGUGACAAUGACUGGACAUGUCCAAAAUGUGGCAAUGUGAAUUUCUCGUUCAGAACUGUCUGCAACAUGAGGAAGUGUAACACACCCAAACCUGGAUCCCAGGCCUCAAAAUCUGACAAAAAUUCUAAGCAAAAGAUGCCUGAGGGAAGCUGGAAGUGUGAAAAGUGUAAUAACAUAAAUUAUCCAUUCAGAACCAAGUGCAACAGACAGAAUUGUGGUGCUGACAAGCCAGCUGAGUCAGAAAAAUCUGCUUCACCAGCUGGAGAUCAAAGUGAUCAGUGAGUACUAGGACAUGUUUGAGGGUUGAGAAGGUCCAGAGUUGUCAUCAAGCAUGCUCAAUUUGGGUGUCUGACAGUCAGUCUUGUCGUCUUCUAUGUUGCAGCAGUUGUCAAGUCACUCACCUUCUCAAUAUGUGUCAAGUUGUUGUAUUAACUGAGAUGGUAUUUUGGUCUUUGUGGAUUGUUAUGAUGCAUGUGUCAGCCAGCUUUCCUGGCAUAAAGGUUAUUGCAGGUUCCAGUUUUAAGUUUUCUUUUGGUUCUUGACUGUCUGCGUUCUUAAGUAUUUCUUUAGAUGAAUAGAUGCCUCAAAAGAAUGUGAACAUUCCAAGUUUUUAGAUUUAUUAGGUCUUUCUGUUUUGGGUAGUUGAAAGUGUCUUCCUAACCUAUCGCUAUUAGGAUGUAUGCACCAGCAUUACAAAAUCCAUUUUCUUUCGUGUUGCUUGUAGCUAGCUACAUGGAUGAUUCAUGUCGUGUCAUUGAAUUAAACUUAACAGAUUAUUUGGUCGAUCGUAGACUUAUUUUACAG
Molecule: messenger RNA, 1479 nt
Organism: Cajanus cajan (pigeon pea)
Lineage: Eukaryota; Viridiplantae; Streptophyta; Magnoliopsida; Fabales; Fabaceae
Product: Ran BP2/NZF zinc finger-like superfamily protein
Source: RefSeq, a predicted model, not a curated record